This is a messenger RNA of Puntigrus tetrazona (Sumatra barb), 588 nucleotides long. RefSeq names its product ubiquitin carboxyl-terminal hydrolase 31-like. Bases 1 to 588 code for a protein of 195 amino acids. Gene Ontology annotation, molecular function: cysteine-type deubiquitinase activity. The transcript has 3 exons. The record is from RefSeq and is a predicted model, not a curated record. Gene Ontology annotation, biological process: protein deubiquitination. Lineage: Eukaryota; Metazoa; Chordata; Actinopteri; Cypriniformes; Cyprinidae.
AUGGAUAAACGCGACAAGAAAGCGAAAAAGGAUUCGGGGAAGUCUGCGAAACGCACGGGCAAGCUGUUCCGGAGGAAAUCGUUCAAAUCCGUGGAAAGUUUGGAAAGAGGACGGCGGCCAGGUGAGGAAAAGUUGCUCUCUUCCUGCCGUUCCUCCGCGAAAGAGCGACUGUUCACGCUGUACGGGGAUAAAACGCCCGGAGUGCUGGGUCUGAAGAACCACGGGAACACCUGCUUCAUGAACGCCGUCGUGCAGUGCUUGAGCAACACGGACCUGCUCGCCGAGUAUCUGUGUCUGGAGCGAUAUAAACUGGAUCUGUGUCGCAGGGGAGUGAACGGGUUUAUAAAGAAUGAGAACGGUCAGCAGGAGAAGGGAGAGGUCACGGAACGCCUCGCGACUUUGGUCCGAGCGCUUUGGACUUUGCAAUACACCCCUCAACUCUCGGCUGAGUUUAAGAUGACGGUAUCUAAAUACGGUGCUCAGUUCCGUGGGAAUUCCCAGCAUGACGCGCUCUUGAAUUCCUGCUCUGGCUUCUGGACCGCCUCCAUGAGGACGUCAACUCAUCUUCAGCCCUCCCAAUGGGAAUAA